Messenger RNA from Coniosporium apollinis CBS 100218, 2373 nucleotides. Its product is annotated as mitochondrial intermediate peptidase. The record is from RefSeq and is a predicted model, not a curated record. Gene Ontology annotation, cellular component: mitochondrion. Gene Ontology annotation, molecular function: metalloendopeptidase activity. Gene Ontology annotation, biological process: peptide metabolic process. The coding region runs from base 1 to 2373 and encodes 790 amino acids. NCBI's taxonomy places the organism in Eukaryota, Fungi, Ascomycota, Dothideomycetes. The transcript has a single exon.
AUGCUGAAGAGAGCAGCAAGACAGCCAUGGACAUGCUCCCGCUGCCUUCGUCUCCAGCAGCGUCGCUACUUCAAUGGCCUCGCCGAAGCCGCCAAAGCGAACUACGCCGCCGACCUCGCCCCUGCGACCCACAAUGCGCCGGACGCAAAGAACGAUGACAGGACGCUGCGGCAGAUAUUCGACUCGCAGCCCUUUUGGAAGGAGUUCUCGCAGCACGCCAAACACCAGGGCCCAGGCCAGUCGGCAGGCUUGUUCCAAAAUCGCUACCUUACCCGACCGGACGGCUUCCAGAAGUUUGCGCAUGUCACAUUGCAGAAAUGCAUGAAGCUUGUGGACAAGGUGCUUGCUGCUUCUACUGUAGACGAGUUCAAGAGCUUGGCAAAGGACUUGGAUAGGCUCAGCGACCUACUAUGCCGCGUCAUCGACCUCUCCGACUUUGUGCGCGCGACACAUCCUGAUCGAAAGGUCCAAGCCGCGGCGACGCAGGCGUAUGCGAUGAUGUUCGAGUACAUGAACAAGCUGAACACGACCACGGGGCUGAACGACCAGCUAAAGAAGGCAUCGCAGAUACCGGGGGUUUGGGAUUCAUGGACGGAGGAGGAGCAGGUUGUGGCGCACAUCUUGAUGAAGGAUUUCUCCAAGAGCGCCAUCGACCUGCCGGAGGGCGCAAGAAACAGGUUCGUGGAGCUGAGCAACGACAUCACGAACACGGGAACGGAUUUCGUGGACAAUAUGGCGCCGGAGAUGUCGUACUUGCACUUCGAGAGCAGCAAGCUGAAGGGUAUGGAUCCGACGGUGGUCAGAAACUUCACCAAAUGGGGCAAGGUAACAUUGCCCACAGUGGGCAUGCCCGCUAUGAUGGCCCUCAGGACAGUUGAGGAUGCGGAUGUUAGGAGGGAGAUCUACAUGGCCAACAGGACCGCCUCGAAGGGCAGUAUACGGCGGCUAGAAGCCAUGCUCAAGUCGCGCGCCGCGCUGGCAAAGCUGUCCGGUCAUGACACCUUUGCUCACAUGGCUCUCGGAGACAAGAUGGCGAAGACUCCUGAAGCUGUCAACCAGUUCCUCUCAGCACUCGCCGCUGACAAUUAUCCUCGCGUCCAGUCUGAGCUCCAGGAACUGCUGGAGCUAAAGGAGUCAGACGCAAGAAGUGGCAACUUUCCUGCCAGCCUCAACGCUUGGGACAGAGACUAUUAUACCACGCGGUUGCUGUCGUCCAUGCAGACGCGCAUCCGUUCCCCCGAUUAUCUCUCGGCGUACUUCUCCCUUGGUACUGUCCUGCAGGGCCUAUCGCGCCUGUUCAGCCGACUCUACGGUGUCCGUCUCGUACCUCGCGAAGCAGCUCCUGGCGAGACCUGGAACGACGAUGUGCGACGUCUCGACGUCAUUGAUGAAGUCGAAGGCCACAUCGCGGUCGUCUACUGUGAUCUCUUCUCCCGCCCAGGCAAGAAUCCCAAUCCUGCACACUUCACGCUUCGCUGCAGUCGCGUGAUCCAGCCCACCGAGCUUGAGGAAGCCGACUCCACGAACCACCCAUUCGACACCGCCAUCGAGGCUGCGACGGAUGGCAUGGCGGCUGCCUACUCCCCUUCGUCGGGAAAGCUACACCAGCUCCCAACCAUAGCGCUGAUCUGUGACUUUGCUCGCUCCACCCAACGAGGCAUGAUCGCCAGCAACAAGCCCACUCUACUGACCUUCAGAGACGUCCAGACCCUCUUCCACGAGAUGGGCCACGCAAUCCACUCUAUCCUAGGCCGCACGACGCUCCAAAACGUCUCCGGCACGCGCUGCGCCACCGAUUUCGCAGAACUGCCGUCCGUGCUGAUGGAGCAUUUCGCCGCGGCACCAGAGGUGCUGGGCCUCUACGCUCGCCACUGGGAGACCGAUGCUCCGUUGCCGUACCGCCUCGUCGAGGAGCGCCUGGCUCUCGACCGCCGCAUGUCGGGUGCCGAAACCGAGAGCCAGAUCUUGCUCGCUAUGCUUGAUCAGGCGUAUCAUGGCCCGUCGCCUAUGCAUCCGCAGUUUGACGCCACGGAGAUUUACCACCAUGUCUUUAAUAAGCACUCGGCUGUCCCGGAGCCGAGGGGUACGGCUUGGCAAGGCUUUUUCGGCCACCUGUUUGGUUAUGGGGCUACGUAUUACGCCUAUCUAUUCGAUAGAGCGAUUGCGGGCAAGGUGUGGAAGGACGUUUUCCAGCGGACAGCUGGAGGCGCGGUGGAGAGAGGCGCAGGCCAGAAGUUCAGGGAGGAAGUGUUGAUGUGGGGCGGCGGCAGGGACCCGUGGAGGUGUGUGGCGGGGGUGUUGGGAGAUGAAAGGCUAGCUGAGGGUGGAGAGAGGGCGAUGAAGGAGGUUGGAAAGUGGGGUGUUGGUGAGUAA